Closterium sp. NIES-65 is the source of this 639-nucleotide messenger RNA. Lineage: Eukaryota; Viridiplantae; Streptophyta; Zygnematophyceae; Desmidiales; Closteriaceae. The record is from the annotation of a GenBank genome assembly.
AUGGCAGCCACCGUUCAAGGCCUUCCAACCCGUCUCUUCUCAAACUGCACCUUCAGUAGCAACACGGCGCCCACCUUGGGGGGCGGCGCUAUUAGCAUUAAUGGGGGCAAAAGCAUGGGCCGAGUGCCGGAUAUGCGCUUUGUGCGCUGUGCCUUCCAGGACAACAGCGCACCCACAAGCCUGGGAGGGGCGAUUUCGGUGGUGGGGAUGGGCUGGGUGCGGUUCGACAAGUGCUUGUUUUUUGGGAACCGUGCUGGUGUAUCUGGGGGAGGCGUCUUCUCGUCAGACACCUACCUCUCCUUCUCCCAGGCCACCUUCAAUAACAACAUGGCCCUCGGGAAAUACAAUGGCGGCACCGGUGUCUAUGUCUGCACUGUCUACGCCGUCUCAAACGAGCUGGUACCAAACAUGGCAGUUCAUUUCUGCUCGUCGUCCUUCUCAAGCAACAGAGGCUUCUAUAAAGACGGGGGCGCCCUGACUGUGCAGACUAACGCGGACCACCCGCAAUCCUUGGGGAAGGUGGCGUUUUGCGAUGGGGCGAAGCCAGUAGGGUCAAUAGUGCCCACGAUUGGGUGGUCACUGGAGUUUAACUGCCCAGCCAGGUGCGUCUUUGUCACUUUAGGUUCUCAAAAGUUUUAA